CCGCGUUAUGUUCUUAAAAUAUGGUUUUUAUGUAAAUAGCAUAAAGAAACAAAAUUAAAAUAGGCCAUGGUCUAUAUAUGUUGGUCAAUAGAGAUCAGAUCAGAUCAAACCGUGACGAGAAAAAAAAAAUGGGUUCGAAGACAUCAACAAAUAUGGUUGCUCUUCUCUUAUCUCUUCUUAUUCUGAUUUUCACUCUUUCCUCUCAAGUUAAAGUCGUCGAGGCUACAAGUCGCAAACUUGCAAACGGAAGGCCCAUCGUGUGGACUCCGGCAUCUAGAUCAUGUGGAGCUUCCCAUGCAUCGUGGAAGAAGAAUAAUGGACCUUGUAAACGUCCUCCGAGAACAGCUCCUGCUUCUUACAACUCUCCUUAAAACCAUAAAACACAUUUUUCUGUUUUUUUUUUUUUUUUUUUUUUGGAAUCUUUGGCUGAUUUGAAACAAACAAAUUGUAUGGUUUUUGUAUGAAUUAGCGUGUACUCAAAUUAUGAACUAUGCAACUCCAUAUAACCUAUUUCCGAUUGUGUAGAUCGUCAAAAUAUGUACCAAUUUUGUAUUUUUGUUAUGAGAUAUAUGUAGCAAAUUUCAGAAAACAAACUUCUUACUACU
Molecule: messenger RNA, 605 nt
Organism: Arabidopsis thaliana (thale cress)
Lineage: Eukaryota; Viridiplantae; Streptophyta; Magnoliopsida; Brassicales; Brassicaceae
Exons: 2
Coding region: 78-371 (97 amino acids)
Cellular component (GO): apoplast; plasma membrane
Source: RefSeq, marked reviewed